Messenger RNA from Cyprinodon variegatus (sheepshead minnow), 1192 nucleotides. It is a transcript of the gene sdhd, whose product is annotated as succinate dehydrogenase complex subunit D, integral membrane protein. NCBI's taxonomy places the organism in Eukaryota, Metazoa, Chordata, Actinopteri, Cyprinodontiformes, Cyprinodontidae. The coding region runs from base 82 to 558 and encodes 158 amino acids. The transcript has 4 exons. Gene Ontology annotation, biological process: tricarboxylic acid cycle; mitochondrial electron transport, succinate to ubiquinone. The record is from RefSeq and is a predicted model, not a curated record. Gene Ontology annotation, cellular component: membrane; mitochondrial envelope. Gene Ontology annotation, molecular function: ubiquinone binding; heme binding.
CGCAGCUUUUCACCAUCUUCGUUGUGAUUGACUACUCAUUUACAUCCGGGUAACAGUGGUGACCUUGGUGGGUUAGUCAUCAUGGCGGCCAUCGUCAGGUUGAGUUCUGUGUGUCGUAGGGGAGUAAAACCUCUGUUCUACCAAAGCGUCCUGCAUACCAGGCCAGCCGCCGUCCUUCACCAGGAGCGCCAGCAGCCCCACGCGCUGACAGCCAGGAUCCAUUCAUCGCAGCCGCUCUACGCGGGCUCCGACUCCAAAGCGGCGUCGCUCCACUGGACAGCAGAGCGCGUGCUGAGCAUCGCCCUGCUGGCCUUGGCUCCUGCAGCUUACUUCAGCCCGGGGCCCGUGGUCGACUACUCCCUGGCUGCUGCUUUCACCCUGCAUGGACAUUGGGGAAUCGGUCAGGUGCUGACAGACUACGUCCACGGGGACACGAAGAUCAAGAUGGCCAACGCGGGCCUCUUCCUCCUGUCCACGGUCACCUUCGCAGGCCUCUGCUACUUCAACUAUAACGACGUGGGCAUCUGCAAAGCCGUGGCUCUGCUCUGGAGCAAAUGAAAGGGACUUUGGACUGGCCAGCUCAGGAGGAACCAACGCUUUGGGACGAAUCUGAUCCCGGCUGAUUGUAAAAAAACAAUAAUUCAACGCGUUCUUUGUAAAUUCUAUCAUUUUGAAAUGAGUUUAGAUGUUUGUUGAUUGGGCUGAAAGCCUCCAUUUGCUUCCAAGUCAUUUAAUCCAUCCACUGAUCAGGUCUAACAGCAGUUUAACACCUUGUGUGUUUUUUAGUCACACAUCCUGUUGAGUUAAAGGUUGCAAACGGCUGUGCUGCUGCUGAAUUUAGCAUCCGUCAGAAAUCUACCAGAUAACCGGAGGAUUUCCCUGAUGCUGCAGAAAGCUUCUUCUUCUUCUUCUUCUCUGUUCUCUCCCUGCAUGCAGAGAUUCCAGAUCCUUCAGUUUUUCAGCUGCUGCAGGAGGAAGUAAAGAAAACUGAGCUCCGCCUUUAAUCUGUGCAAAUAUUUACACAGUAAAAAAAAAACUGCUCACACUUGGCUUUGUUUUUUUUAUUGAUACACUUAUUUAAUAUACUGUAUAUUAGAAAAACAGGCUGUUAUUUCUUUAAUUAUGAUAUAAAAACUGGUUAAAUGGAUAGUAUAAUAUAGAAGGAACCCUAAUAAAGCGGGAAGAGACCUCC